AUGGCCAGAUUCCCCUAUUUGUUCGGAAAAUACUUGCGUCUAAACGGCCGAUCGCAAUGUCGAGGAUUUAAGAAGAACAACAUACUCCAUCCCAUCCCCGUUAAGGCGUACGGAAGGCCGCCCUCAGCAUCGUCGCAAACCGGCCUGUAUCAUGACGAGGACUACAACUACUACACAAAAGUAUCAUAUUCGCUGAAUAAAACGAGGAUUAAGCUCAAGCCGUUCGUGUUUAAAAAGGAUUUCGAGUCUAAAAUGUUAAACACAACAGUGCCAAACGUGAGAACAACGACAAGCGCAAGUUACCGUGAUUCAACAGCGAUUCACGCCAUCACGAGUGCGGGAGGGUUCGACAACUACAUUCUGAACACGUCGCCGGAGCACCUGAGGUCGCACAUGGGAGAGCAGAUGCGGAACGUAAUGUACUUCUACAAGCAGAACCCAAGCUUCUUCUCCAUAGGUGCGCCUUGGAAGGUGUUCUACUCCGAAUUCCAACGAAAGGAUCCCAUGUACUCGCUCUACAAACACAUGGUUGGGAAGCAAACGUCAGAGGAACGCAGGAAAAUGGAAAUGAAGAGGUAUUCGCCGUUCUAUAUGCCUCCAGUCCAAAAUCUGUUCCCCGAAAGACAGCAGUUUGUCAACGAUGAUCCAAAUGUGAAACUGAACAUAUGGUGGAAAAACGAUCCACAAUCGUUCAGAAAUAGGCUGGGCGCGGGAAGAAUGUUCGAAAGAAGUGGCGUUGACAUAAACUACGCGGACGCCUACCGCAAGGGUGAAGGUAGGGGAGGGGGCGGUCCCAGCGGCAAGAGCGUGAGGAGGCGCUCGAAGACGUACAGAUACAACGUAACGCGCCCCUAUUAA
Molecule: messenger RNA, 858 nt
Organism: Theileria orientalis strain Shintoku
Lineage: Eukaryota; Apicomplexa; Aconoidasida; Piroplasmida; Theileriidae
Exons: 7
Coding region: 1-858 (285 amino acids)
Cellular component (GO): mitochondrial large ribosomal subunit
Molecular function (GO): structural constituent of ribosome
Source: RefSeq, a predicted model, not a curated record